Molecule: messenger RNA, 16161 nt
Organism: Stomoxys calcitrans (stable fly)
Lineage: Eukaryota; Metazoa; Arthropoda; Insecta; Diptera; Muscidae
Gene: dsx
Product: protein doublesex
Exons: 7
Coding region: 2460-4103 (547 amino acids)
Biological process (GO): regulation of transcription by RNA polymerase II; sex differentiation
Cellular component (GO): nucleus
Molecular function (GO): RNA polymerase II cis-regulatory region sequence-specific DNA binding; DNA-binding transcription factor activity, RNA polymerase II-specific
Source: RefSeq, a predicted model, not a curated record
UAGAGCUUUUUUUUUUACAGCCAACUGUGUUAAUUGUUGUUGGUUUUUUCUACAAAGUAAACGAAUGUGUUGUAUGGCCAAAUUGUAUGGUUUGAUGUAAGGCGGGUUUGCAAAACAAAUUUUAAUACGAAAACCUCAUGCAAACAAUUUCUGCCAAAUGCACACAAAAACACAUGCAACCCAUGCAGACUCUUUCAAACGAGUAAAGAGAGAACUAAAAACGGGAAAACGAUAAAGCCAAAGUAAUACUGAAAACAGAAAACCAACAACAAUAAAUGCACAACCUUUACAGCCACAAGUUGGAUCUUGUUGAAGACGAUGAAUGGUAUGGUUGCGAGCAACAACAACGCCGGCAGCGCGCAACGACGCCAACGUCCUAGCUUUUUUUUUGUAUUCCAUUUCAGCUCAUUUUUUCGCCAAGCACAAGGCAAAAACAGCACUCUCACUCACUCACUCAGUCCGUUUGUUUCCGACAAAAACCGCGGUAGUAAGACGUUUCUGAGCUGCGCGCAUCGACGGAAAUCGAUCGGAAAUCAACAACCCCAAAAAUCGCAAAUCCUCUACUUGGGGGGGUUUUUAUCAUAUUGCGUAUGAUAUGCCCUUACUGAAAGGGGGUUUCGUUUUACGUGUGCGUGCCCGUUUUUGUUUUGUUUUUGGCAGUGCUCCAGUUUUUCGUCUUUUGAUCGUCUGUUUUUGUAGAAUGUUAAUUUAAAAAAAAAAACCGCGCGCAAAGUAGGAACUGGAUUUUUGCUAGGCAUUUUUCGUGGGAGAACAACAACGACAACAGCCAAACAUCUAAACAGCCUAUUGAACCCGCUUUCCAAAUAAAGUUCUAGUAACCAAAGGCAAGCCAGCUUACUCCUACAUACACACAUACACACAUAACAGAACUUAAGAAAUGUCAACAUGUAUGUCAUUGCAUCUGGCAACACUGACUCAAUUGCAUGUUUGACGAUCAUACGUGAUGCAGUGAUACUGAUUUGCAUAUCCAUAUAAAACAAAAACAAGGCCCAUUCUUUGGAUACAGAAAAACAAAAACACCAUAAUCAAACAACAACAACAAAGGCAAAAAACCUGACAGAUUACAUCACAACAAUAUAUUUUUGUUAUUGUUUUUUUUUUGCACCAAGCACAGCGGUUGAAAAGUGCGUAAACAAGAAAGACAACAAAUAAACAGCACGCAUAUAACGACAAGUCGUUUUGAUACAAGAAGAAAAAAAUCUAAAUGCCGGCGGCACUUAAAAAUACAUGAGAAAGCAAAAACAACAAAAAAAAUAUGUUAACAAAAAUAAUUUUUAAUUAAACAAAACUAAAUUCGAAAAAGUGUUCUUCAAAAAAAUAAAUAAAUAAAAAAAAAUUAUCAAAAAAAAAAAAAAACAAAAAAAUAUUUUAAAAAAUAAUUAAUGUCUAGUUAAACGCAUAGCAAUGUAAAGUGUUUAUAAAAAAAUAAAACAAAAAUUAUAGAAAAAAAAAAACAAAUUAAACAAAGUUUACCAGCCAAUCUUUAAAACAAAAGAAAAGUUUAAAUUUCAACUGAAAAAUCUAAAUGUGUACCAUUAGUAAUCAACUAUAAGAAAAAAAAACAAAUAUUAUAAAUAAAAUAAAAGAAACAACUAGCAACAACUAUUGUCUUAAAAGGUUCCAUGCACCAUACAUUAAAUAAUUAAAUGUUGUAAUAGUGAAAAGAAAACAAAAAUAAUAUAACCAUACAAAAAGAAAAGAAAAAAGAAAAUAUUUUUGAAAUUGUCUUAUAAAAAUUAUUAAAAAAAUAAAAAAUAAAUACCAGUGAAUCUUAAGAUUUCUACAAAACGUCUUGGCAUCAUAAAGAAAAAUUACUCAAUUAAAUAAAUAAAAGCAAAAAAAUUUGAAGAAACCUGUCCAGUUAUUCAGCCACAUCAAGAACCAGCAUUGGAAGCAAAAUAAAGCAGAAAUAAAUCGCCGAGAAAAAAGUUCCUAUCUAAAAAUAGUGCAACGGCAAUAUUGGCGACACUAUCAACAAAGAGUGCGAUUUUCGGAUUACCAAGCAUCGAAUGACGGCCAACGGCGGCAAAUCAAGAAAAUUUUGAUUGAAUUCCUUUGCCAUCGACGACGUGGGCAGACAAAGUGAGUGCCGUGUACGUUGCAACAAAGAGAAAUAAAUAAUCGAAGAACAAAAAUUACUUAAAAAUUGUCAAUUAUUGUUUUGCCAAUGUCUGUGAAAUCAAAGCCGGUUAGGGCAAAUUGAUAAUGGAUGUGUCCUAAACAGAGUUGUUAAAGGGAAAAAACCAAAAAAUACUAAACGAGAACAAAAACAUUCUUUGGAAUUAAAUAUUUCCACAAAUCGUUGCUGAUUUGUUUAAUUACGAGAGAAAAACCCCUGCGCAAGCCCCGCUAUUCGGUUUGGUGUGACCUGUUGGCUUGUGGUGGUUUUUGUUUUUUCGAAUUUAUUACACCGCACCCGUUGCACACAGUCCAUUUGAAUGGUUUCUGAGGACAGUAAUUGGAAUAGCAGCGACACCAUGUCCGAUACGGACAUGCAUGAUUCGAAGAAUGACAUUUGCGGUGGUGCUUCCAGCUCCAGCGGCAGCUCGGGCACGCCACGCACCAAACCGAAUUGUGCCCGCUGCCACAAUCAUGGCCUGAAAAUCAAGUUAAAGGGCCACAAACGCUAUUGCAAAUUUCGUUUUUGCAAUUGUGAGAAAUGCCGCUUGACGGCGGAUCGUCAGCGGGUCAUGGCUCUGCAGACAGCACUGAGGCGGGCCCAACAGCAGGAUGAGGCGCGCAUAUUGCAAAUGCACGAAGUGCCACCGGUGGUGCAUCCACCCACGGCCCUGCUGAAUGCCCAUCAUCACCAUCACCAUCAUCAGUUGCAGCAUCACAUCACCCAACAGUUGCACCAUCAUCACCAUCCACAUUUGGUGGAUGCCACAGCUAUGGCCGCUGCAGCAGCUGUGGGUGCCGGAGUUGGCAGUGUGUCUGCGCACCAUGGCAAUGCCAUACCCACCAUACGCUCUCCACCGCACAGUGAUCACAGCGCUAAUGGUGGCAGUAGUGGUGGUGGUGCUGGGGUCGGAGGUGGUGGUGGGGGCAGCAGCGGUGGAGGUGGUGGUGUCACCACCAGCACCAGUUCUUCAAGCGUUGGUGGCGGCGGCGGUGGCAGUGCUGGUGGGGUCGGCGGUGGCAAUGGUUCCGGCGGUCCCAGUUCAUCUACAAUGAAUGGCUUGCCCAGCAGCAGCAGCAGUAGCAGCGGUGGAGCGAGCAGCUCGACAGCCCCCCCACAUCAUACACCGCCCGAUCAUACACCCCAUCAUCAUCAUCACCAUCAUCAUCAUCAUCCACACGCCGGUCAUUUGGGUGCGGUGCCGGCGACAGCGCAAUCUGUUGAUAGUUCGUGCGAUUCCUCAUCACCCUCGCCGUCAUCGACAUCGGGAGUGGCAGUGCCGGUGCUGGUACCAGUCAAUCGUAAACCCCAUCCAGAACAUCAGAAUGGAGCGGAUAUGUCUAUAGAUCUUAUAUUAGAUUAUUGCCAGAAACUAAUAGAAAAAUUCGGCUAUCCCUGGGAAAUGAUGCCGCUUAUGUAUGUGAUACUCAAAGACGCCGGCGUGGAUAUCGAUGAGGCUUCAAAGCGUAUUGAAGAAGCCAUACAAGUCUUUAAGCACUACGAUCACCUGCUCAACAUGUACGAAGGACACGAGUGGCGCAGUAAAAUAAGUCUGAAACGCAAAGCCGAAAGUGAAGCUGCCCGCCUAGAAUGUGAUGAAACCGCCAAGCGGAUGCGAAUAGAGGCUACGGAACAUCUGAAUCAACUCACCCAAACCUAUUACAAUUAUCAGCGAUAUGCAAUACCUCCUGUCUAUUGGGGCUAUCCCUCCAUACAAUUUCGACGAGCUGUAUGGGCGGAAUUGCCCAAUCCUGGCUUUGCAGCCAUAAUACCACCCCAUCCACCGGUAACGCCGGAAGCCCCACUACCCCUGCAUCGUAGAUCACCAAGCCCGCCUGGCAGCAGCAUAGAUGGCGAAACGAUUACAGUCACCUCCUUGCCGACGCCAACGUCAACGACCACAUCAGCGGCUGGUGUUUUGGCAGCUGCAGCAGCAGCGGCGGCCGCUGCGGCCGCCUCGUAGCAUUAUCACCAUUAGCAGCAAAGUUCAAGCCCAACAACUAUGGCAGCAUCGGUGAAUGCGUCUGCGGCAACAGCUGUUUUACAUGUGGACGACUGAAGCAAUUAUUCGAAGGAUGAUCUUUCAUAUGACGAGGCCAAAGCGGUUGUCACUAAAUUUAUUGUGCACCAUAGAACAAUUAAAAAUAAUUGAUAUGCCACUACAAUUUUGCUAAAGGUCUUCCGAUCCUUUCCGAUUUCAGAAGUACAUAACAGUUUUAUUUGUGAUAUUUUAAAAAGAGGUCGAAAACCAAAUUAAAAAUGAGCAGGUGUCAAAUAUUUGCACUACUCUUCUCAUCUCGUCUAUCCCUCCAUUAUUGGAAUAUAAUGAAACAUAAGAAUAGAUAUAAGGACUUUGAACUAAAAUAAAAACAGACAACAAAUUGUUUGGUUAAAAACAACCAAAAAAAUUAUUAAUAUUUGUACGUUGUAAAAAUGAAAUAAAAGUCAUUCCUUAUCUAUGUCAAUUUUGUUUUAAAAAUUUUUUAUAAAAUUCAAGAAUCUGAAUUCUAAAAAUGAUAUCAAAAAACUAAAAAAUCCUUGUAUGCCCAAUGCACAGCCCGAUAUGUCAUAUCGAAGCGGACAUAGCGUAGAGUAAAUGACACAACUCAAAAAAAACCAUUAAACAAGCAAAAACGCUUUAUUUUAGCAAGGGGAAAAAAUCAUGCAAGAAGUGUGCCCCAAAAGAUGAUGCUCUAGCAUCGAAAAUCGGAAAAAUUGCGCCCUCCAUAGGCCUUAUAUUAAUAUUGGAUUGUGUUCUCAAAGACCUUUCAUUUGAGUCCCAUAUUGUCAAGAACGGUCUACCUGUCCAAUUUGAGGGGGUUCUUGCGGGGGCGAUCCUUCAUAUAAAAUAAUUAUUAAAGUUUAUGUCAUACUAGCUGGACCAGGCCCUCUCCGCUGCGCCAUCUUUCACUCUAAUAUACCUUUUGUGAGUCCUAUUUUUUUCUGGGAGUGCUUUGCCUACCCUCUAGAGACCUUUCUACGCUAAUGGUUUGAGGGUGUUUGGGGGUAGAGACGGACCCUCAGCCAUUUUGUCCCAAACGUUGAUAUCAAAUUCGUGCUCUACUUCCAAAUGCUUUUCAUCAUACCCACCACCGUAGUCAUUCCGUUUGCAACACAUCGAAAUAUCAAUUUCCGACCCUACAAAGUAUAUAUAUUUCGGAUCGUCGUAAAAUUCUAAGACGAUUUUUUGAUGUCCUUGUGUCUGUCCGUCUAUCCGUCUAUCCGUCUGUCCGUCCGUCUGUUGUAAUCCCUACACACCCUACAGCCUUCAAUAAUUGAGAUAUUGAGCUGAAAUUUGGCACAGAUGCGUCAUUUUGAUGCACGCUGGUUAAGUUUUUGAACGGGCCUAAUCGGACCAUAUUUGGAUAUAGCUGCUAUAUAGACCGAUCUGCCGAUAAAAGGUCUAAUGCCCAUAAAUGCAUCAUCUUUAAUCCGAUUUCGCUGAGAUUUGAGACAAUGAGUAGCUUAAGGCUUCCCAACAUCUGACCCAAAAAUGGUUUAGAUCGGACUAUAUUUAGAUAUAGCUGCCAUAUAUAGCUAUCUGCCGAUAAAGGGUCUGAAGCCCAUAAAAGCUUCAAUUAAGCCUCCCGACAUCUGACCUUAAUAUUGUUCAGACCGGACAAUAUUUAGUCCGACUAUACGACAGAGCGAUCUCCCGAUUAGGGUUCUGAUGCCCAUAAAAGCAUUAUUUUUUAACCGAUUUCGCUGACAUUUGAAAGGAUGAGUAGCUGUAGGGCUCCCAACUUAGGACCCAAAUAUGGUUAAGAUCGGACUAUAUUUAGAUAUAACUGCCGUAUAGACCGAUCAGCCGAUAAAGGGUCUGAAGCCCAUAAAUGCUUUAUUUUUUAACCGAUUUCGCUGAAAUUUAGAAAUUUUAGGCCUUCCGACAUCUGACCUUAAUAUGCCUUAAAUCGGACUAUAUUUAGAUAUAGCUGCCAUAUAGACCAAACUCCAAAUAAAGAGUCUGAAGCCCAUAAAGGCAUUAUUUUUUAACCGAUUUCGCUGAAAUUCGGAAAAAGUGAGUAAUUUUGGGCCACCCAAAAUAGGACCCAAAUAUGGAUCAGAUCGGACUAUAUUUAGAUACAGCUGCCAUAUAGAUCUGCCGAUAAAGGGUCUAAAGCCCAUAAAGGCAUAAUUUUUGAAACGCUUUCGCUGAAAUUUAAAGCGGUGAGUAAUUUUGGGCCUCCCAACAUAGGACCCAAUUAUGGUUCAGAUCGGACCAUAUUUAGCUAUAGCUGCCAUAUAGACCGGUCCGCCGAUAAAGGGUCUGAAGCCCCUAAAAGCUUAAUUUUUAACCUAUUUCGCUGAAAUUUGAAACAGUGAGUAGUUUUAGGUCCCGCCAUCCGUCCCAAAUAUGGUUCGGAUCGGACUGUAUUUACAUAUAACUGUCAUAUAACCAUAGACCAAUAUGCCGAUUGAGGGUCUGAAGCUUAUAAAAUUUUAUUCAUUACUCGAUUUUGUUGAAAUUUGAAUUGACCCCACUCAAUGUACGUGCCGAAUUUGGGUGCCUAAGUUAUUCAAUUUUCACCGGAUUGCGUCGAAAGAGGUUUAUAAGUAUACCCGAGGUGGUGGGUAUAUUAAGUUCAGCCCGGCCAAACUUAAUGCCUUUUUACUUUUUUUUUGUCUCGUAUUGCGAUGGUUGGUAAAUAUGUCCGGUUUAAAGAUUUUUUGUUUCUUUUUUUGGGUUGACCGGCCUCCCAGAUAUUUGUGCUGAAAAUUAAUGUCAGGUUGAUGCCCUACUCUAAAAUACCUUUCAUUUGGCCAACAUAUUGCCAAUGUCAGUAAGGGGCAUGUUAUGGGGUGGGUUGACCAACCAGAUAUUUGGUCUCGAAAGUGAAUAUCAAAUUCUUGAUCCAUUCCGAAAUACCUUUCAUGAGAACCUAAUAUUACCAAGUGGGUCAAUAUAUCCUCUUUGGUGUGGAAACGGCCCCUCAGCCAUUUUCCCCCGAAUGUGGACAUCCAAUUUGCCUUUCAUUUGAGUCCCAUAUUGCGUUGGUUGGUAAAAACAUAUGUCCGGUUUGAUGAUUUGUUUUUUUGGGUUGGAUGUCAGCUUCACGAUCUACUCUCAAAUGCCUCUCAUUUGGACCCCAUAUUGCCAUGGUCAGUAAAUUUAGUCAUAUUAGGGGAAUAUUGUGUGAGUGGGACGGCCAUCCAAACAUUUGGUCCCAAAAGUGGAUAUCAAAUUGUUGAUUCACUCCUAAAUAAGCUUCAUGUCAACCUUAUAUUGCCAGGUCAGUCAAUAUAUCCUCUUUGGGGGACAAAAUGGGCUCUAAGCCAUCUUGCGCUACAAAAGGCACAUUGUUUACCCGAUUUCGCUAAAAUUUGGCACCAUGAAAUGUUUUAGACCUUUCUUCGUCAAUGCGAAAUAUCUGAACCAUAUUUCGCAAUUUUUAAAAAUGCCAGACCUCAGAGUUUUUUUUUAUCGAAAUUUUGUAUUCCACCUUAUGGGGGACGCCCUACCCCAAAACCCACACAAAACGGGCAUAUUUACCGAUUGGGACUUGAUUGGUAUCCAAUGAAAGGUAUUUGAGAGUAGAGUACAAACUUUAUAUAAAAAUGCGAUCUUAGGUGCAGGGGGGCCUUCCCCGAUCCCAGACAAAAAAAAUAAGAGCUUCAUUAUUUAUUUAUAUUUCAAAGUUAAAUUUGUUAAAAAUGGGAUAGUUUCGAAAAACUUCAUAUGGGAGUCAUUUAUGAAGUUAAAUUAGAUGCAGUAGGUGAUCCAAAUCCAAAAUAAAAAGUUGUGCGCAUUAUUAUAACGCUCCUAAAAUUUAGAGAUAAAUUCCUCAUAUUAAAGUAUUGCUCCUUUUGCAAAAUUCAUUUUCCAAGAAAAAAAUCUUGAAUUUCUAGUCCGUGUGUCCAUGAAUUGUAGUAAUCAAGGAAAAGGUCUAAUUUUUUGUUCAAAUGACGUCAAAAUUCCAGAAAAUUCCAUUUUUAGCUCUUUUUUUGGCUGUCUGUCUGUCCGUCCAACCCACUAUUUGUCUAUCCAUUACUUUUGAGGCACAAUAAUGCUUCUCUAAGAAGAGGUGUCACUCAGUGGCACUCCAAUAGAUCUUGGCCAUAAAAAGGAGGAGACCACUGUAGCGCAGAGGUUAGUAUGUCCGUCUAUGAUGCUGAACGCCUGGUUUUGAUUUCUGGCGAGAAUAUCAGAAAAAAGUUUCAGCGAUGGCUUUCCACUCCUAAUGCUGGCGAUACUAUGCCAUGCAUAAAAGACAAGUAAAAACUUCUCCCCAAAGAGGUGUCGCUCUGAGGCGCUCCAUUCGGACAUUGCUUUAAAAGGGAGACACCUUAUCAUUGAGCUGAAAACUUGCACUCAUUGAUAUGUGAAAAGUUUGCUCCUGUUCCUCAAUGGAAUGUUCAUGGGCAAAUGUGUAUUAUACACUCCACCAUUGGAUGGGGGUACACUAGCCGCUACUAGCAGUAAAACUAGCCACUUGAAAUUUUUCACAAAUACUUCUUCUUAGAGUAGAUCGGUUGGGAUUGUAAAUGGGAUAUAUCGGUCCACGUUUUGAUAUAACUGCCAUAUAAACCGAUCUGGAAUCUUGACUUCUUGAGCCGUUAGAGGGCAUAACUCUUAUCCAUUUUGGCUGAAAUUUUGCAUUAAGUGUUUUAUUAUGAUUUCAAAAACUGUAUUGAGUAUGGUCCAAAUCGGUCCAUAACCUGAUAUAACUGUCAUAUAAACCAAUCUGGGGUCUUGACUUCUUGAGCCGUAAGAGGGCGCAAUUAUUAUCCGAUUUGGCUAAAAUUUUGCAUGAGGUGUUUUGUUAUGACUUUCAACAACUGUGCUGUGUAUGGUCCAAAUCGGUCCAUAUCCUGGUAUAGCUGUCAUAUAAACCGAUCUGGGGUCUUGACUUCUUGAGCCGUUAGAGGGCACAAUUCUUAUCCGAUUUGGCUGAAAUUUUGCAUCAGGCGUUUUAUUUUGACUUCCAACUACUGUACUGAGUAUGGUUCAAAUCGGUCCAUAACCUCAUAUAGCUGUCAUAUAAACCUAUCUGGGGUCUUGACUUUAUGAGCCACUAGAGGGCGCAAUUGUAAUCCGAUUUGGCUGAAAUUUUGCAUGAGGUGUUUUGUUAUGACUUUCAACAACUGUACUGAGUAUGGUCCAAAUCGGUUCAUAACCUGAUGUAGCUGCCAUAUAAACCGAUCUGGGGUCUUGAUUUCUUGAGCCACUAGAGGGCGCAAUUAUUAUCCGAUUUGGCUGAAAUUUUGCUUGAGGUGUUUUGUUAUGACUUUCAACGACUGUGCUAAGAAUAGUUCAAAUCGGUCCAUAAUCUGAUAUAGCUGCCAUAUAAACCUAUAUGGGAUCUUGACUUCUUGAGCCACUAGAGGGCGCAAUUAUCAUCCGAUUUAGCUGAAAUUUUGCCUGAGGUGUUUUGUUAUGACUUUCAACUGAUGUACUAAGUAUGGUUCAAAUCGGUCUAUAUCCAGGUAUAGAUGCCAUAUAAACCGAUCUGGGGUCUUGACUUCUUGAGCCACUAGAGGGCACAGUUUUUAUCCGAUUUGGAUGAAAUUUUGCAUGAGGUGUUUUGUUAUGACUUUCAACAACUGUGCUAAGAAUAGUUCAAAUCGGUCCAUAACCCGAUGUAGCUGCCAUAUAAACCGAUCUGGGGUCUUGACUUCUUGAGCCACUAGAGGGCGCAAUUAUUAUCCGAUUUGGCUGAAAUUUUGCACGACGUCUUUUGUUAUAACUUUCAACAACUGUGCCAAGAAUAGUUCAAAUCGGUGCAUAUCCUGGUAUAGCUGCCAUAUAAACCUAUCUUGGGUCUUGACUUCUUGAGCCACUCGAGGGCGCAAUUAUUAUCCGAUUUAGCUGAAAUUUUGCAUGAGGUUUUAUUAUGACUUCCAACAACUGUACAGAGUAUGGUUCAAAUCGGUAUAUAAUCUGAAAUAGCUGCCAUAAAAACCUCUGUGGGAUCCUGGCUUCUUGAGCCUCUAAAGGGUGCAAGUAUUAUCCGAUUUGGCUGAAAUUUUGUACAAUGGCUUCUCUCAUGACCUAUAAUCUCCCUAUUUUCGAUGCAUGGUGAAGGGUAUAUAAGUUGCGGCCCGGCCGAACUUAGCACGCUUUUACUUGUUUUUAUAUAAGAAAAGUCUCACCAGUUACUAUACCGGAGACUCCUCUUCUCCUCUUUUCAAUAUAUCUCCCAUAUAAACCAAUCUUCCAAUAUAUAGUCCACGGACGAGUAUAAUUUGUUUUCUUCUGAGUUCACUUAUUUCCGAUUUGAUAUACUAGGUCACUAAGAUCUCAAGGUGUACGAGUUUGUAUAUAUAUAGUUAAUUAGUAUUAUGAGAACUAAUUUCCUGGCUUUUAGAGUUGAGAGCAAUUUUGCAAUGAAAAAAUACAACAAAAACAAAUAUGUGUAGUUUCCUCAACACCCCAUAAUUCAAUGUUGUUAAAACCAAAUACUCGUUUUAAAUGCAUCACUUUUUGUUAGUACGUCUUCUAAGUGGUAAUAUUGUAAAGUUAUGCGUAAUGCUAUAAGAAAACAUUGUUAAGUUAAGUAUUAUUAGUUGUUUAUGGCAAAGAUACAAAUAAAAUUACUAAAAAUUACUAAAGAAAAAACUUGUAAAAUAGCUCACCUCACUCACCACAAGCUCAAAAGGGCUAAGUUCGGCUGUACCAAACAUUCAAUACCAACCACCUAAAAUAUUGGCAAAAAAAAAUCUCCUCAAGUAAGCUCAGUUUAUGGAAUCGUCAUAUAUAUGCUAGUUUCAAGUCCACUGGGAAAGUCGGCCUAUACAUACACUGAAAAAAUUAUGUCCAAAAUUUAAAAAAUUCAUAAACUAAAUUAAAAAAUUCAUUAACUAAAUUUAAAAAUUCCUCAUUUCACAAAUUUUUUUAGAAAAUUUUUUUAUGAUGAAAAUCUGGUAUAAAAAUAUGGCUCCAAGUAUCCGGAAGGUCGCCCAAUCCCAAAUACGCACAAAUUGACAUGUUGACUAAUGUGGACAAUAUGGUACUCAAAUGAAAGAUCAUUGAGAGUAGAGCAUGAAUUGGAGAUUAUUAUUUCAAUGGCUCUUGAAUGAAUGAUCUUUCACAGUAGAAUACGAAUCUGACAUCAUACAGACAAAAAUUAUUUGGAAAAACAACAACUUUGGUCGAAAAAACGACGACGAAAUUUGUUAAUGUUCCUGCAACAAUUUAUUUCGAAUCUCAUCGACCGAUAGUACAAAUUUGUAGUUGAAAGGGACUAUUUGCAAGCCAACAUAUAACAACAUAUCCAAAAGCAAGAGAAACAAGUAAGAGCGUGCUAAGUUCGGCCGGGCCGAAUCUUAUAUACCCUCCACCAUGGAUCGCAUCUGUCGAGUUCUUUGCGCAGUAUCUCCUUUUAGGCAAACAAAGAAUAAUGAAUAUGGACGAAGGAGGAGUUAUAUCAAGUAAUAAUUCGAAUCGGGGCUCAAGAAGCAAAAUCGGGAGAUCGUAUUAUAUGGGAGCUGUUUGUCAAGCUAUAGAUCGAUUCAGACCACGUAUGUUGAAGGCCAUGGGAGAAGCCGUUGUACAAAAUUUAUACCAAGUCGGAUGAGAAUUGCGCUCUCUAGAAGCUCAAGAACUCAAGAUCCCAGAUCGGUUUAUAUGGCAGCUAUAUCAGGGUAUUUACCGAUUUAGACGAUACUUCGCAUAAAUGUUGAAAGUGAUACCAAAACACCACGUGCAAAAUUUCAGCCAAAUCGGAUAGGAAUUGCGCCUUCUAAAAGCUCAAAGAGUCAAGACCCAAGAUCGGUUUAUAUAGCAGCCAUAUCAGGUUAUGGACCGAUUUGAACCAUACUUCGCACAGUUGUUGGAAGUGACAUUAAAACACUAAGUGCAUAAUUUCUGUAAAAUCGGACGAGAAUUGCACCCUCUAGAGGCUCAAGAAGUCUAGACCCAAGAUCGGUUGAUAUGGCCGCUAUAUCAGGUUAUGGACCGAUUUGAACCAUACUUCACACAGUUGUUGGAAGUGAUAUCAAAACACUAUGUGCAAAAUUAGAUAAGAAUUGCGCACUCUAAAAGCUCAAGAAGUCAAGACCCAAGAUCGGUUUAUAUAGCAGCUAUAUCAGGUUAUGGACCGAUUUGAACCAUACUUCGCACAGUUGUUGGAAGUGAUAUCAAAGCACUAUGUGCAAAAUUUCAGUCAAAUCGGACGAGAAUUGCGCCUUCUAAAAGCUCAAGAAGUCAAGAGCCAAGAUCGGUUGGAAGUGAUAUCAAAGCACUAUGUGCAAAAUUUUAGUCAAAUCGGACGAGAAAUGCGCCCUCUAUAGGCACAAGAAGACAAGACCCCAGAUCGGUUUAUAUGGCAGCUAUAUCAAAAUAUGGACCGAUUUGGCCCAUUUACAAUCCCAACCGAACUACGCCAAUAAGAAGUAUUUGUGCUAAAUUUAAAACGGCUAACUCUACUCCUUCAUAAGUUAGCGUGCUUUCGACAGACCGACGGACGGACAUGGCUAGUUCGACUUAAAAUGUCACGACGAUCAAGAAUAUAUAUACUUUCUUGGAUCUAAGACGCAUAUUUCGAGGUGUUACAAACAGAAUGACGAAAUUAGUGUACCCCCAUCCUAUGGUGGAGGGUAGAUCGGUAUAUAUGGCAGUUAUUCAAAUAUGUUACGAUCUGAACCAAACUACCCACAAACAACGACGAGCCUUGUACAGCUCCAGGUGACAAAUUUCAAGGGGCCUAUGAACAUGAAUCGCGAUAUUGGUCAAACUUACUAAGCCAGAACUAACUAUGCCAAAUUUCUGUGAAAUGGUGCAAUAAUUGAGUCUUCUCUGGGCCUUAGACCUUAAACCAAGAGAUCGAUCUACUUGGGGGCUAUGCCAAGAUAUUUUUCGAUCUAGACUAUAUUCAAUACGUAUGUCGAAGGUUCUAAGACAUCUCAAAAACAACAAAUUUUAUUGAAUAGUGGCAAAACUUCUCACAUUUUUCUGAUGUUCACGUCGGAUUCGAACCUAGGCGUUCAGCUUCUGCGCUACAGUGGCCUUUAAGAUAACUCACUGCAUCAAAUUUCAGGGAAACCGGGUAAAAAAUGGGUCUUCAAGAUAUGCCAAUGAGUGCUGUCCAAUUCAAGUUUGAGCUCAAUGAUAAGGGGCCUUCUUUUUAUAGCCGAGUCCGAACGACACACUGCAGGGCGCCAUCUCUUUGUGGAGAAGUUUUUACAUGGCUGCCAUACUAAAUGGUACAAUACCUCACAAAUGUCGCCAGCAUUAGGAGGGGAUAACCACCGCUGAAAAUUUUUCUAAUAUUCUCGCCAGUAUUCGAAACUAGGCGUUCAGCUUCUGCACUACAGUGGCCUCUAAGAUAACUCACUGCACCAAAUUUCAGGGAAACCGGAUAAAAAGUGGGCCUUCAAGACAUAUCCUCAUAUGAUCCGAUCAGCAUCAUAUUCGGGAAGGAUAUGUUGGGGUCUAACACAACUCACCGUAAUAAUUCUCAGCAAAAUCGGGGCAAAAAUACGCAAUUUAGGGGCAAAAGACCUUAAAACGGGAGAUUGGUAUAUAUAUCAGCUAUAUACAAAUAUGGUCCAAUCUGAACCAAUCUACGCAUGGACGACGAAGGGCCUUGUACAGCUCACAGUGUCAAAUUUCAUGGAAAUGUAAUAAAUGAGUAAUAUGGACCCAAGAAUUUUAAUGGGGAUAUCCAUACACCCAGAGAAAUUAGUCUUCUGAUUACAGCAAACACUUUCCGCUGAUAUUAAAUUAAAAAUUUUAAACUUUGGAAUGAAUUCAUGCAAAAUGUUUGAACCUUUAAACAACAAUUGAAGCGUUUGCUAUGCAUUAAUUAAAAACAACAUUACCAAUUUUAGCCGUUAAUUUUUGCUGUUUUUGCGAACACAUUUCUCUGAGUGUAUAUAGGGAAGCUAUAUCCGAAUAUAAACUGAUCUAAACCAAACUGUUACAAAUUUCAGCUUAAUCAGAAAAUGAAUGCUCCUUUUUUGAGCUUGAGACCGUAAACCGGGAUAUUGGUCUGUCCGGGUGCUAUAUCAGAUAUUUUCCGAACUGUUCCAUAUUCAGUACGGAUAUCAAAGUUAUCAAGACAACUUAUUUUGCUAAAUUUCAACAGAAUCUGGAAAUAAAUGCGGAUUCUAUGCUCCUUAGAUCUUAAAACGAGAGAUCGGUGUAUAUGACUGGUAAGUCAAGACAUUAUCCGGUUUAGACUAUAUGCGAUACGAAUAUCGAAGGUUUUUACACAACUUAUAAACCGAUCUGGGGUCUUGACUUCUUGAGCCUCUAGAGGGCGCAAUUCUUAUCCGAUUGAAAUGAAAUUUUGCACAACGUGUUUCGUUAUGAUAUCCAACAACUGUGCCAAGUAUAGUUCAAAUCGGUUCAUAACCUGAUAUAGCUGCCAUAUAAACCGAUCUUGGGUCUUGACUUCUUGAGCCUCUAGAGGGCGCAAUUCUAGUCCGAUUGGAAUGAAAUUUUGCACAACGUGUUUUGUUAUGAUAUCCAACAACCUUGCCAAGUAUAGUUCAAAUCGAUUCAUAACCUGAUAUAGCUGUCAUAUAAACCGAUCUUGGGUCUUGACUUCUUGAGCCUCUAGAGGGCGCAAUUCUUAUCCGAUUUGGCUGAAAUUUUGAACGACGUGUUUUAUAAUGACUUCCAACAACUGUGCUUAGUAUAGUUCAAAUCGGUCCAUAACCUGAUAUAGCUGUCAUAUAUACCUAUCUGGGGUCUUGACUUCUUGAGCGUCUAGAGUGCGCAAUUCCUAUCCGAUUUGUCUGAAAUUUUGCAUGACGUGUUUUGUUAUGAAUUCCAACAAGUGUAUUUAAAAAUGAUUCAAAUCGGUCCAUAACCGGAUAUAGCUGCCACAUAAACCGAUCUGGGGUCUUGACUUCUUGAGCCACUAGAGGGUGCAAGUAUCAUCCGAUUUGGCUGAAAUUUUGUACAACGGCUUCUCUCAUGACCUUUAACACACAUGUCGGAUAUGGCAUGAAUCGGUUUAAAGCCUUUUACAGCUCCCCUAUAAACCGAUCUCUCUAUUUUACUUCUUCAGCCCCUUAAGUGCGCAAUUCUUACUAGAUUUGGCCGAAAUUUUACACAAUGACUUCUACUAUGGUCUCCAAUAUUCAAUAUUCUUUUAAUUUUUAUUUGCCUAAAAACAGAUACCGUGGAAAGGCUUAGACAAAUGCGAUCCAAAGUGGAGGGUAUAUAAGAUUCGGCCCGGCCGAACUUUGCACGCUUUUACUUGCUACAAUUCUUUUUUAUAGCCCAAAGAAAAACGCUAAAGUUUUUUCCAACAAAAAUUAUUCAGCAUUAAUUUACAGCUCCCAUAUAUACAUCUUUCAUUUGUAUGAUUUUAUGACUUUAGUAUCAGAAGUUUUGGUCAAAUCUAGACAAAACUUAGCAUGAGAUAUUCUAAUUGAAAACUUUAUAUAUUUGUCCAAAAACAUUAAUAUCGGUUAAGAUUUAGAUGUGGCUCCCACAUAUAUAUCCUUCAUCCUAUAUUCAUUGAUGUUGGUAUGUUUCGAUUUCAAUCCCAUUGCUUCAGAUUUAGAUGCUUCUUUGAGUACAUGUCUAACACUCAUAAAGGUAGACAUGAUUGUUUAGGUUCUCAUAGGGAUGACUGCGGCCGAUCUUUGCCUUUCCUCAAAUGUUUUCAAAAGUGGCCAAAAAUUGGCUCUUCUAUACAUUUUAGACUAAAAGAUUCUAUGCCCUUAUCAAGUCAUUGAAAUUGGGUUUCAAUCUAUCAAUCAAAGCCUUAAAAAAAUGUUUAAAGCUUUCAGUGUUUCUCAUAGGCUACUCGCUGGUGGUGGGUGGGUACCAAAAACCUUUAAAAAAAUCCCUAAAUGAAAAAUUUUUUGAGUGCUUGAAAAAUUAAAACCAAAUUUACACAAAAAAAAAAAAACUGAAAAAAAAAACUAGAGAGCAAAUGUUUGAUCGCUUUAAUGCAAUACAAAAAAUCAUGCUUAACCAAUCAUAGCAAAAAAAAAAUAUUUGCCAACAUAAAAUAGAAAUAUUAAAACUAAUCAUGCAUAUUAGUUGUUAUAUCUCAAGCUUUAAAUAGAUAAUUUUUAUUGUAAUAAUUUUUAAUAUUUUUAUUUUUUUGUAUAAAAAUAAG